UUGGAUAGCCAAAUGCAGCCAAUACUUUAUAUCAAAAUUCCCACAGUCUCACACAUUUCAUCAGGUCGUUAACAUGAACUGUCUCUCAGAUGAUUCAUCCGUCUGAUGUCUUCUGUUUCCUCUCUAGCUGGACGUUCUGAAGAGGAUCCGAGGACUUGACCCCCUCCACAUUGUCAGGUUCCUUGAUGACUUUGACUGCAAAGGGCAAACUUGUCUAGUUUUUGAAACGCUGGACAAGAGCCUUCACAAGCUGUUGAGGGAGAGACGUGGAGAACCUCUGUCACUUGGGGAAAUCAGACCCAUUACACAGCAGGUACGUGGAUUUGAUGAUUCCAUCACCAAACAAUGUCUACUGAUUUACAGAACAUAUCAAGCCAACAUAUAACCAACAUCUGAACAACCAGAUUCAAUCUUUGUUUCUUCUUCUGGUCCUGCAGCUGCUCUCAGCUCUCUGCACUCUGAAGACUGCUGGCAUCGUUCACAGAAACAUCAACCCACAUACUGUGAUGUUGAUGAAACAGGAAGACCAGCAGAACUUCACAGUGAAACUUACUAGUUUCAACUCAGCCAUCCCAGUUGGUGAAGUGAAGAGCAGCUCCGUCAAGCAGCUUGUUGGAUACAGGUGUCCUGAUGUUCUUGUGGGUCUACCCAUCUCUGAGGCAGUGGAUAUGUGGUCAGUGGGUGCUGUUCUGUCCACCUUGUUCCUCGGCAGCCCGCUGUUCCCUCAGAGGUGUCAGUAUCACCUGAUGAAGAUUUUGGUGGAGACUCUGGCUAACCCAGAGAAUGAGCUUCUGAGUGAAGGCCCCAACAACCAGCUCUACUUCAAGUCCACGGAGCACACAUGGACACUGAAGCUGGAUCCAGAUGUGGACAGUUAUGAGAUCAAACUGUUCGCAAGCCUCCUAAAGAAGAUGCUGCAUCUGAAUCCAGAGAGCCGAAUUUCACCAAGUGAGGCUCUGCAACACCCGUUUCUGUUCUACAGCAAGGAGGACAACAGCUCUCAGUAAGUGACGGCUGGAUGG
This is a messenger RNA of Acanthochromis polyacanthus (spiny chromis), 1022 nucleotides long. Its product is annotated as homeodomain-interacting protein kinase 2-like. The transcript has 4 exons. Gene Ontology annotation, molecular function: transcription corepressor activity; SMAD binding; transcription coactivator activity. Gene Ontology annotation, cellular component: nucleus; PML body; cytoplasm. The record is from RefSeq and is a predicted model, not a curated record. Gene Ontology annotation, biological process: intrinsic apoptotic signaling pathway in response to DNA damage by p53 class mediator; peptidyl-threonine phosphorylation; smoothened signaling pathway. The coding region runs from base 507 to 1007 and encodes 166 amino acids. NCBI's taxonomy places the organism in Eukaryota, Metazoa, Chordata, Actinopteri, Pomacentridae.